Zerene cesonia (dogface butterfly) is the source of this 1681-nucleotide messenger RNA. RefSeq names its product protein lozenge-like. The record is from RefSeq and is a predicted model, not a curated record. Gene Ontology annotation, biological process: regulation of DNA-templated transcription. Gene Ontology annotation, molecular function: DNA-binding transcription factor activity, RNA polymerase II-specific; ATP binding; RNA polymerase II cis-regulatory region sequence-specific DNA binding. Gene Ontology annotation, cellular component: nucleus. The transcript is spliced from 6 exons. The coding region runs from base 905 to 1681 and encodes 258 amino acids. NCBI's taxonomy places the organism in Eukaryota, Metazoa, Arthropoda, Insecta, Lepidoptera, Pieridae.
UAGAGUCGCGCGGCUUGUAAACACGCGAGCAGCCUCCGCGUCGCGCCUGACUCAUCGUCGCGGACGCGGUAAAUACCUGUGACCUACGCGUUGUGGGACUAUACGCUACAAUCUAUUUGCAAAAAAUAUAAGGCUCUAUUAGGAAACCGGCGCUGACGCAACGCGCGGGGAAAUAUCUUGAAUAAUUAAAGCAAUCAGCUGAUAUUGACAGAGCGCGAAAACACGUGUCUGAGAUCCGUUUCUUGGAACUUUAAUGAUUAAAGUUAUUUAACCCAAAAGUUAAGUUCGUGACUCAUUAUAAAAUGACGAAAGUUAAGUUGAAAGAGAAGUACUCAAGGUUCGGUUUAAUAUCAUCCAGUAAAUGUUAAAUUAAGGAAACAUUUAUGUAAAUAAACUGUGCUGUUUAACUUAUCAAUUUGUGAUAAAUUAAUGAACAAAAAUUUUUGACGUCCUCGUAAUUAGUAACUAAAUGAUCUCUCGAAUAUUGUGAUUCAAGUUUGUCAAAUAAGCAGAAGUGCCGACGAACAAUAAAGAGGAAAAAUUGUUGGAUCAAAGCCAAACGUGAAUAAAUGAGACAUGUUUUUAUGUUUCAAACAAUAAAUUAGUCACCAGGUUAAAGGACAAACGAAGAAAGUGGUAAAAACCGACAUUAAGGUGCAUUUGCACUGCGCAACUGAAUACUUAAUGUAGCAAGUGUACCAGCGCAUGCACCUGUCAUGUUAUACAAGUUAUAAUUUCAUACGAUUAUACAUUUACUACCAAACUUUAUCACUACCAAAACUAUAUGAUAAUCUUUGAAAAAAUCAAUCAGAGAGUAUAUAAGAAGAGAACAUAGUGACGUUCACGAUACGUUGGUAGUAACAAGCACCAGAUACUUCGAGAGUGUAAGGAAUGUGGGUGUAAGAUGCACUUACCGUACGAGUCCAGAGGCCGUCGGCGGCGAGAGAUGCCAGACAUGGAGCCGUGGUGGUUGCAGUCCAUCAUCGAAGAGACACUCGGAGAGCAUCCUGAUCUUGUUCGCACGGGCAGUCCAGACUACAUGUGUUCCAUGCUACCGCAGCACUGGCGCUCGAACAAGACGCUCCCGGGCGGCUUCAAGGUGGUAGCCCUGGGUGAUAUCAUGGAUGGCACGCAAGUCACCGUCAGGGCUGGCAACGAUGAGAACUGCUCAGCCGAACUCAGGAACAACACGGCGGUGAUGAAGAACAGAGUGGCGAAGUUCAAUGACUUGAGGUUCGUCGGGAGGAGCGGGAGAGGUAAAAGCUUUUCGUUAACAAUCACAAUAUCAACAUCGCCGCCUCAAGUAGCCACGUACCAAAAAGCGAUCAAGGUGACCGUCGACGGACCGCGGGAGCCACGCUCAAAAACUAGUACAAACGCCUCACCGCAUCAAAUACGAGCAAUAGGAUUCCAAAGACCGUUCAUAGCCGGGACGUCAAUGUCACUCCGGGAUAUAGAAUACAAGUCGUCACCCCGGCUUCGCUCGCUGUCGCACGAGGAAAGAGAGUACAAGACUAAUGCUAACCUGCCCCCUGAAGAGAAUACAGGCAACAUUCUCGGGGCGAGCGAAUGGAACACCGGCUACCCGUCCACGGCGACGGUCUAUCCGAGUUACGCGCCUUUACAACCUCCCUACUACAAGCCUGAUCCUACGAUACAUAUCCCCACGGGUAAAGAGUAG